Molecule: messenger RNA, 486 nt
Organism: Blepharisma stoltei
Lineage: Eukaryota; Ciliophora; Heterotrichea; Heterotrichida; Blepharismidae
Source: the annotation of a GenBank genome assembly
AUGAACUUGGACACCACUAUAGAGCAAGAAAUUAUGUUGGCGUUAAGCAAGUCGGACUAUGACACUUUGAGGCAGCUUCUAAAUUCUUCAAAUAUAAAUGAGCCUCUUGACUCUUUCGGGAACAGACCAAUACACCUUGCAGCUUUGAAGAUGGACAUCGACAUGAUAGAAUUUCUUGUAAUGAUGUUUGGAGCUGAUAUAAGCAUUCUAAAUUCGACUAAUUGGUCACCUUUGACAUUCAUUGUGUUGCGCAACGAUCCUAAUAUCAAUAAAACUGUUGGUCUACUUGUAAAAUUAGGUGCAACGAUUAAGAAUGGUAAAAGUCCAUUUGAGAAUUUGGCUCUGGAAUAUGCAAAAUCUCAUAAAGAAGAAAAUCCAAAUCUAUACAAUUUUCUGGAGAGCGUAGCAAAUAGCGAUUUAAACUGGGAAAAGCACAAAGCAGCUGUUUUUCUCAGACAUUCAUUAAUAGGGCCUUACUUGCUUUAA